AUGAUGUUCAGCAAUCAAUAGCUUAUCGCUGCCGCGGAAGAAGCAGCAGCAUCGCAACUCGCCGAAGUCGCUAUGUCACCUGGAUCUACAGCAGUUGAGGACGUGGUGAUGGUUCGACAAGAAGAAGGAAAAUUAGAUGGAACACCAAAUGAACCACCGAGAAAAAUCAGAGUGGUUGAAACCAAGAAGUCUGUUGACCCCGGUGCUUUUCCUGAGCUCCAGGCUAUCAAAGAUGUUAUAAGUGGCAUCCCAGAAGAG
Messenger RNA from Strongylus vulgaris, 258 nucleotides. The record is from the annotation of a GenBank genome assembly. NCBI's taxonomy places the organism in Eukaryota, Metazoa, Nematoda, Chromadorea, Rhabditida, Strongylidae.